AUCAAGAAAAUUUCUAAUAAUAUUUUUUUAAUUAUAUUAAUUUUUGGGUCAUUAAUUACAAUUUCUGCUAAUUCUUGGCUUGGUGCUUGAAUAGGGUUAGAAAUUAAUUUACUUUCAUUUAUCCCCCUAAUAAAUGAAGGUAAAAAAAAUUUAAUAACAUCCGAAAGAAGCCUAAAAUACUUUUUAACUCAAGCUUUUGCCUCUUCAAUUUUAUUAUUUGCUAUUAUUUUAAUAAUAAUAUCCUUUAAUUUAAAUUGAAUAAAUAAUAAUUUUUAUGAAUUAUUAAUUUUAUCAACAUUAUUAUUAAAAAAUGGAGCUGCACCUUUUCAUUUCUGAUUUCCUGGAGUAAUAGAAGGAUUAAGUUGAAUUAAUGGAUUAAUUCUUAUAACUUGACAAAAAAUUGCCCCUUUAAUAUUAAUUUCCUAUAAUAUUAAUUAUAAUUUUUUUUUUAUUGCUAUUAUUUUAUCGAUAAUUAUUGGAGCUCUAGGAGGUCUUAAUCAGACUUCUUUACGUAAAUUAAUAGCUUUUUCUUCAAUUAAUCACUUAGGUUGAAUAUUAAUAGCAAUAAUAAAUAACGAAUUAUUAUGAUUAAUUUAUUUUGUUUUUUAUUUUUUCUUAUCAAUAUCAAUUGUUUUACUUUUCAAUAAUUUAAAAUUAUUUCAUUUUAAUCAAAUUUUUAAUUUUUCUAUAAUAAAUCCAGUAAUUAAAUUUUUUUUAUUUUUAAAUUUACUAUCUUUAGGAGGAUUACCUCCAUUUUUAGGAUUUUUACCUAAAUGACUAGUAAUCCAAAAUUUAGUAGAAACAAAUCAAUUAUUUUUAUUAUUUAUUUCUGUCUGUUUAACAUUAAUCACUUUAUAUUAUUAUUUGCGAAUAUCUUAUAGUAUUUACAUAUUAAAUUUCAAUAAAAAUUCUUGAAUGUUAAUGAAUAACUUUAGCAAUAAAAAUAUAACUUUUAUUUUAACUAUAAAUUUUUUUUCUAUCAUAGGGUUAAUAAUUAUUUCAUUAAUUUACCUAAUUUUAUAA
Messenger RNA from Culex quinquefasciatus (southern house mosquito), 1023 nucleotides. Lineage: Eukaryota; Metazoa; Arthropoda; Insecta; Diptera; Culicidae. The record is from the annotation of a RefSeq genome assembly.